AUGGAGAGGCUUAAUACUAGAUGGUCAACACCUCCCCCCCCUUGGCUCAAGCUUAAUUUUGAUGCUGCUGCUCGCAAUGGUUCUGCGGUAGGGGGUGGAAUUAUCAAGGACAACUUGGGCAACCUAGUUUUGGCCAAUGCGGGAAAUUUUGACUCUAUCUCGAGCAACAUGGCUGAAGCCCUUUCUCUCUUUUGGAGGCUUAAGCUGGGUCUUGGCAUCAAUGUCAAAAGACUGAUCAUUGAAGGGGACUCCAAACUGAUUAUUGAGGCCACUAAAGGCGUUUCAAGGAUCAGCUGGAUGAUCAACAACGUCAUCAAGGACAUCUGGUCCAUGAUAGUCUGGCUGGAGGAAUUUCAAAUUCAGCAUAUCUAUAGAGAGGGGAAUGUGGUGGCGGACUCACUGACUACGACGGGGCUGGAGUUAAAAGGUAUGAGGUGCUGGAGACACCUAGAUUCUCUUAUUGACAAGGAGAAGGACCUUAUUGGGAACUAA
Molecule: messenger RNA, 492 nt
Organism: Cryptomeria japonica (Japanese cedar)
Lineage: Eukaryota; Viridiplantae; Streptophyta; Pinopsida; Cupressales; Cupressaceae
Exons: 1
Coding region: 1-492 (163 amino acids)
Molecular function (GO): nucleic acid binding; RNA-DNA hybrid ribonuclease activity
Source: RefSeq, a predicted model, not a curated record